AUAUUUCUGAUGAUAAUACUACUAUUGGAUUGGAUGAUUCGUUCUUUAUAAACCCAAAGAAGCGUAAACAAAAGAUAUCUUACGAAGAGCGCAUCGAAGAAGACAGAAAGAGAUCCGAAUUAGAACUUCUUGUUAUAGAUGAUGAAGGAAAUAACCAUUUUGAUAUGAAAGAGAUUAUCAAAAAUGAAAAAAAGAGGAAAAAGAGGAAUCAGAAAGAUGUUCAAGAAGACUCUUUUGAAAUUAAUGUCAAUGAUUCUCAAAUUAACGAAAAAACAAUAAUUAAAUGUGAUACGGGCGAAGAGUUUGACCAAGAAGCCUUGAGAAAAUAUCAAUUGGAGCGAUUAAAGAAGGAUAUUGAUGAGAUGGAUUUUAAAGCAUAUCUUGCUUCACCUAGCGAAGGAUCUGAUGAAGACGCCGAAACACCUUUGCAUAAAUACAAAAAUCUUGUUAACGAAGCAGAUAAUGAUCAUUCUGAUGAUGUGGAUAUGGAGAUUACAUUUACUCCGGGACUAAACGAAAAAGCUACAGACCAA
Messenger RNA from Racocetra fulgida, 533 nucleotides. Lineage: Eukaryota; Fungi; Glomeromycota; Glomeromycetes; Diversisporales; Gigasporaceae. The record is from the annotation of a GenBank genome assembly.